CGCGCAACAUUGAACUUGGUAAUUGUAAAUAUUGAAAUAUAAAAUAUAAAUAUUUAUAAUGUCAGCAUCUAAGGUUCCGUCAGUUGUGCAUUGGUUUCGCUUAGAUUUACGUCUUCAUGAUAACCUUACACUUAGAAAUGCAAUUAACGAAGCUGAAAAUCGAAAACAUGUUCUUAGGCCUAUCUACUUUUUAAAUCCUGAAAAAAUUAACAAUUCCGGAAUUAACAGACUACGAUUUCUUUUACAAAGUUUACAAGAUUUAGACGACAACUUACGGAAGUUAAAUACACGCUUGUAUGUUUUUAAAGGUAAAGCAGUGGAUUGUCUGCCAAAUUUGUUUAAACAAUGGCAAGUUACAUUUUUAACUUCACAAGUAGACAUUGACCCAGAAAUAGUAGAGCAAGAUGAAGCUAUAGAAAAGAUUGCUGAAAAAUUGGACAUCUUUAUUGUUAAACGUGUUCAACAUACAGUAUAUGAUUGUAAUGCUGUUUUAAGAAAGAAUAAUGGAUCUGUACCAAUGACAUAUCAAAAGUUUCUUUCAUUGGUACAGGAUAUACAAGUUAAAGAAGUAAUAGAAAUCAAUAAACAAAUAUCAGAUUGUUGUAAAGCACUGGACUUUGAUUGUAAAGACUUUGAUGUCCCAUCUCUGGAUGAAAUUGCUAUUGAUGGAUCAAAUUUAUCCGAAUGUAAAUAUCCAGGUGGAGAAACUGAAGCAUUAAAAAGACUUGACAUGUAUAUGUCAAGAAAAGAGUGGGUUUGUAAAUUUGAAAAACCUAAUUCUUCACCAAAUAGCAUUGAACCCAGCACUACAGUUUUGAGUCCAUAUUUAAGUCAUGGAUGUCUUUCAUCAAAACUAUUUUAUCACAGACUUAAACAAGUUGAAAAUGGAAGGCCUCACACAAUGCCCCCUGUCUCACUUUUGGGACAGUUAAUGUGGCGAGAAUUUUAUUACACUGCAGGUGCAGGCACUGAAAAUUUUGACAAAAUGAUUGGUAAUAAAAUUUGUACACAAAUUCCUUGGGGAAAAAACCCUGAACACUUAAAAGCUUGGGCAGAAGGCAUUACAGGCUAUCCAUUUGUUGAUGCUAUUAUGCGUCAAUUAAAACAAGAAGGUUGGAUACACCAUUUGGCUAGACAUAUGGUUGCAUGUUUUUUAACAAGAGGUGAUUUAUGGAUUUCUUGGGAGGAAGGGGCUAAGGUGUUUGAAAAUUAUCUUCUUGAUUAUGAUUGGUCAUUAAAUGCUGGCAAUUGGAUGUGGUUAUCUGCAUCAGCUUUUUUCUAUAAAUAUUUUAGAGUAUAUAGCCCUAUUGCAUUUGGGAAGAAGACUGAUAAAGAUGGUCUUUAUAUAAGAAAGUAUGUCCCAGAAUUGAAGAAAUAUCCCUCUGAAUACAUUUAUGAACCAUGGAAGGCACCAAAAUCUAUUCAAACAACAGCUGGUUGUGUCAUAGGUGUUGGGUAUCCUAAAAGAAUAGUUGAACAUGAUAAAAUACACAAAGAAAACAUACAAAAAAUGUCACUAGCAUAUAAGGUAAAUAAAGAAAGGAAAGCUAUGAAGAGACCGAGAUCUUAAUGUAGUUGUGUUAUUUAAAUUGUUAGUUGUUUUUUA
This is a messenger RNA of Papilio machaon (common yellow swallowtail), 1606 nucleotides long. It is a transcript of the gene phr6-4, whose product is annotated as cryptochrome-1. Gene Ontology annotation, molecular function: DNA binding; FAD binding. The coding region runs from base 59 to 1570 and encodes 503 amino acids. Gene Ontology annotation, biological process: circadian regulation of gene expression; entrainment of circadian clock by photoperiod. The transcript has 2 exons. NCBI's taxonomy places the organism in Eukaryota, Metazoa, Arthropoda, Insecta, Lepidoptera, Papilionidae. Gene Ontology annotation, cellular component: cytoplasm; nucleus. The record is from RefSeq and is a predicted model, not a curated record.